This is a messenger RNA of Linum trigynum, 3513 nucleotides long. The record is from the annotation of a GenBank genome assembly. NCBI's taxonomy places the organism in Eukaryota, Viridiplantae, Streptophyta, Magnoliopsida, Malpighiales, Linaceae.
ACGUCUUACCCAAACGACUACCCUGCAAAAAUAUUGAAGUCCUAGCUAAUGCCAACCGUCGGAUCACUGAUGUUAAUGUCCACAAUUGGAAGUGUAGGCCGCUUGACCAGAUCAAGCACGUGAUCGUCGAACCUGGCUAGAGAUCAUCCUGAUUCUACUCUCACCAGUUUCUCCUCUAGCACACUCUUCCUACCCUCUCGAACCCUAAUUCCGGAACUCACUUGUGAGCUCCUCAUUCUUCCAUUCUGCGUCGAAUCUCAGGAAGGUAAGCUAAUUUGAUAGCUGCUGAUCUCCCCUCCAGCAAUUCUCAAGUUCCUAUUUCGUCAGAUUGUUUCUUUCCCCGGUAAUUUACUGCUCCUCACAUAGCUCGGCGGCUUGUUUAGUAGGUUAUAAAUUGGUUUUGAAGUAGGAAUUUAUGUUACGGUUAGUAGAUUGACUUCAAAGUAUGAGGUGAUUAGAGUCGGACAAAUUUGGCAAGUCGGUUUGGCGCAACUAAAAGGUUAUACGGCGCUAGUUGUUUUAGGUAAUCCUACCAAAGGAGGUUUUAUCUGGACUGGUUGGCUGCGAUGGUAUAAUCUGGGACUUAGAUGGCCAAUCACUGCCAGUGUUUGAUCCAAAUGGUUUGGUGUAGGCUAGUGAGUAAAUCAACUAGGAUAUGGAUUUGGGGUUUUGAGGACUUCGUGUAUUUGAUUAGUAAUACACAAUGAGCUCAAGUUCUGUGUCAAAUUGUUUACAUUGGCAAGUAUUUAAGGUUUCAUUGGGAGUUAGAAUUAGAGGAAGCAGGGAGUGAGAGGCUCUUUGAGAAGCUUUAUCUCGUUUCGAUGGGCCACCUCAAACUUUCAUUUCGACUGUUGCAACACGAUUGAACUUGGCCACCUCCCCUAGUGUCAGUUCUGCUCAUUAGAGUAGUCUUAUCCUGACAGCGUGGGUGUAUCCAGUUGCUAUUGUCUUCGUCGUCACAGAUUGUUACUUUAGUGGAGCUGUAUGAACUUCACCUGAAAUCUGUGUGAUUCCAUCUACUUCUUAUUUUACGAUGUUGGGAAAGUAUAGUCUUGUCCUUGCAUGAGAGGGUCGUCGAUUGUACAAGAUUCUUUCUCAUGUGUGCACUGUACAACAUAUGAAUUUCUCAGAUAUUUAACUUCUUGGAAGUGAAACAAUGGUACUCAUGACAAAUUCUAUUGCAUCUUUGUGGUCUUGUUCUUCUGAUAACUAUCUUCUUUUGUCACUGUUGGAGUUUGUCAUAUUUGAUUAUACCAUGUCUGCAUAGUCACAUGCAUAAUUAUGUAUAGUUACUAUUCACGUUAGCAACCUAAUGAAUGGUUUAUCUUAACUUAAUGUGUGAUGCAGUUGGUCCUUUCAAGAGUGCUCAUGCAAGUCUUUGAAUUGGUCAUUUGAACAAUCUUGAAGAAAGUGGGAUCAGAAUAAAUGGAUUCAGUACCUGCUGAUCCAUCAGCAAAGUCUCCUGAGAGACAACCCACUGCUCCAGUAGAUUCCGGAUCAGAUACUUCUGUGCGUGAUGUUCCAUCUAAGUUGUCUUCUUGGGCUAGAAGUUUCAAAAUCCCUCAGCAGUUGACUACCACAGUCGACGAUUCCCCUACUGGAGGUGCUGGAAAAUCAACUUUUUCACGCUUCACAAGUGGUUUCGGGUUGCGGUCAUCUCCAAAAUCACCUCCGGCAGAUGAGGGUCAUGGACCUGAAGCGGCUUCUGGCUUCAUUGGAACAAUUACCAAAGGUUUAGUUGAUACAUCUAAGAAUGCAGUGAAAGUGGUACAAGUCAAGGCUCGGCAUGCUGUUUCUCAAAAUAAGAGGAGAUACCAGGACGGGGGAUUUGAUCUCGACAUGACCUAUAUCACUGAAAAUAUAAUUGCUAUGGGAUUUCCUGCUGGUGAUAUGAGUUCUGGUUUUUUUGGCUUUGUUGAGGGGUUCUACCGUAACCACAUGGAAGAAGUGAUAAAGUUUUUCGAAAUGCAUCACAAGGAUAAGUACAAAGUAUACAACCUUUGUUCUGAGAGGCUUUAUGACGCAUCAUUAUUUGAAGGAAAGGUGGCUAGUUUUCCGUUUGAUGACCACAACUGCCCCCCAAUUCAACUGAUAAUAUCAUUUUGUCAUAGUGCUUACUCAUGGUUGAAGGAAGAUAUUGAGAAUGUUGUGGUUGUCCAUUGCAAGGCUGGAAUGGCAAGGACAGGGCUCAUGAUUUCUAGCCUUCUUCUGUACUUAAAAUUCUUUCCUACAGCAGAAGAGUCCAUUGAUUACUACAAUCAAAAGAGAUGUUUUGAUGGAAAAGGACUUGUUCUACCCAGUCAAAUUAGAUAUGUGAAGUAUUUUGAGCGUACCUUGACAUACUUCAAUGGUGAAAACCAGCCUGGCCGAAGGUGCAUGCUGAGGGGAUUUCGGCUUCAUCGGUGCCCUUACUGGAUCAGGCCUGCUAUAACUGUUUCUGAUCAUAAUGGUGUUCUCUUUUCUACGAAAAAGCAUUCGAGGACCAAGGACUUGUCGCCAGAAGACUAUUGGUUCAGUGCGCCGAAGAAAGGAGUUAUGGUAUUUGCUCUCCCAGGGGAGCCCGGUCUGGCAGAGGUGGCUGGAGACUUCAAAGUCCAGUUUCAUGACCGCCAGGGAGAUUUUUACUUUUGGUUAAACACGACAAUGAUGGAAAACAGAAAAGUCCUAAACACGGGUGAUAUCGACGGUUUUGACAAGAGGAAACUUCCAUCACCAGGGUUUCAAGUUGAGGUGGUUCUAGUUGAUGCUAAUAAUACCACUGUUCUCCCAGUGCCCCUAAACACCCCCCAAGCAAAGUCCGACGGAGGAGGCUUGAGCACUGUUCCUACUACCUCACCCGAGACAGCUUCAGCACCAAGCACAACGGCCUCCUCGAUGCAAAGCAAAGACUCUGCACCAAACCCCGAUAAGGAUGAUGUCUUUUCAGACAGUGAAUCAGAGGAAUCGGUGUCUUCGAAGAGAAAAGGAGAUGAAGCGAGCGCAGCACCACAAGCUACUACUGCAGCCGAUGUAGGAUCUGUUGCCACGCCGGCUACUGCUAAAUCGGAUCAACAAGCUGCGAGUUUAACAAAAGCGACGGAACAGGUCUCUCUGGGGAAUGCAGCAUCCGAGAAACCGGUACACAUUAGUAAUCAGCCAAAGGGGGGAAAUGACACCUCGAGCGUUGGGCAUAACAACACGGAGAGCGAGUUCAAGGCAAUGGCUGCUGAUGCAUCUGUGUUCACUUUUGGGGAUGACGAAGACUAUGAUAGUGAAUGAAAUAAAUAAAAAAGGAGUAUGAUAAUCUCCUCUUUUCUUUCUGCACGGUUCUGUACAUAAUGGUUUAUGACAAGUUAUAGUAACUUGGUUCGUUGAUUCUGGAUUUAUUGGUCACCGUAAGCAAAAUGCGGACUUAAGAUGUAAGACUUCCCCUUUGCACCAGCUUGUGUGUAUUUGUUUCAUUGGAUUUUGGAAUAUAAUGUACAUAGUUCUAUUGAUGUACACCGUCCGUCUUAAUGAAAUCUUAGAAGCUUU